AUGAAUAAAGAUGAUGUUAUAAAUUUCUUAUAUCCCACAUCUAAAAAAGAAAAACCUAAAGAACCUGAUGUUUUCCCUGAAUAUUAUGAAGAACGGAUUAAAGAUGAUGAAUAUAAUGAAAUUGAAAGACUGGAAAAAAUAAGAGAUGAAAUAGAUGAAAAAAUUAAGGAAUUAAGAGAAGUUGAAAAACAUAAUGAAAAUGAAGUAGAGGGUUUAAUGAAUAUCCCAGCUUCAGAAUCAGAAGUUCAGAAAUCUCAUGAAGAAAGAUAUAAAAAUUAUGUCUCAGAAUCAACACAAAAUUUAUUAGAUGGUGAAAUAGACGAAACACUUUCGGAAGAAGGUACUAAAUUUAUUCGUAAACAUAAGUUACAAUUUAUUGAUAAUGAAGAAUACCCUUGUAUCCUACUUUCACCACCUUUAGAUUCCAAAAAAUUCAAAAAAGCUCUUAAAAACGUGACGUAUGCAACUAAUACGAUUAAGAAAGAAGAUCAUGAUAUUUACACAAAUUAUUAUUUAAAUAAAUGCACGGGUGUUGAUAAAGUUUUUGAUUUAUUAGAUAAAAUAUCAAAAGAAACCAUUGGAACCUAUAAAAUUUUGUGUGAUUGUGGUUUCAUUAUUGAAGAUACUAAUAAUGUUUCAUAUGAAAGAACAGCACCGAAGGAAGACGAAGUGGAAAGGUCUAUACCAUUCGUUAUUAAGAACAUAAAAGAUAUGAAAACGUAUAAGCAUUAUAUUUAUUCAUUUAUUUCAGAAAAAAUGGAAGCAACCCAUAAAACAUCUUCUCAUCAUUUUAUAGCUAUUCAUACAUUCCUUUUCAAAGUUGUAAAAUUAAAUAAGACAGGAAUUAGAUUUAAUGUAUCAGGGUACACAUUCUUGAGUAAAUUAAAAUGUAUUCGUCACAUCGCGGAUGAUAAAAAUUUAUGUAUUCUUAAUUCAUUUUAUGGGCUUUAA
Trichomonas vaginalis G3 is the source of this 951-nucleotide messenger RNA. RefSeq lists its product as uncharacterized. NCBI's taxonomy places the organism in Eukaryota, Parabasalia, Trichomonadida, Trichomonadidae. The record is from RefSeq and is a predicted model, not a curated record. The transcript has a single exon. Bases 1 to 951 code for a protein of 316 amino acids.